This is a messenger RNA of Cryptococcus wingfieldii CBS 7118, 1476 nucleotides long. RefSeq lists its product as hypothetical. The transcript has 11 exons. The record is from RefSeq and is a predicted model, not a curated record. Gene Ontology annotation, molecular function: zinc ion transmembrane transporter activity. NCBI's taxonomy places the organism in Eukaryota, Fungi, Basidiomycota, Tremellomycetes, Tremellales, Cryptococcaceae. Bases 1 to 1476 code for a protein of 491 amino acids. Gene Ontology annotation, cellular component: plasma membrane. Gene Ontology annotation, biological process: zinc ion transmembrane transport.
AUGCGGCUCACCUGCGCUGCUGCCCUCCUCCUGGCCCUUGUCACCAACGCUAAAUUUGCACCCGCAUCCUCCACUGGGUCAAGUUCAAGAUCAUCUUCGACUCUGGCCUUCCAGGCUACGUCGUCCACCUCGAGCGUGCUGGGCAAUCCAGCCGCCUCCUCAACCGUACCAACACCUCCAGCAGAAAGCACCGGAUGUGUGCUUCAUGGCGACCACUACCAUUGCGAGGGACCCGUAGAAGAUUCGACCGCUUCUUCUACCGUACCAGGGGCUCCAUCUGAGAGUACUGGAUGUGUUCUUCAUGUCGAUCAUUACCAUUGCGAGGGGCCUGCCGAGGGCUACACUGCAACAGCGACAUCAGAAUCUACCUCGGUACCGUCGCCUACCGAGAGUCCCAAUUGCCUCUGGCGUAAGAUGAAACGCACUGGGACUGUUUUGAUAGUCAAGAAGAGCUCGAAGCUGCCCAGUCAUCAGAGGACAGCGGGGAAUGCAUCAUUCACGGCAACCGGUCAUGCUCACGGAGACUGUUCAGCCCGAAAUCUAGCAUGUGGCGCCGUCAUCCUCGACAACUACAACAUGGGACUCCAUAUCGCAGCCUUAUUCAUCAUUUUGGUCACAUCCGGACUGGGGGUACUGGUUCCCUUGAUAUCCAAGUGGCUCAAAAAAGUGCGGCUUUCGGGCGCACGUCAUUUCGGGACGGGUAUCAUCAUCUCCACCGCAUUUAUCCACCUUCUUUGCCAUGGCUUUGUGAUGUUUGCCAACGAGUGUAUCGGCGAGCUUGCCUACGAGUCUACAGCCCCGGCUAUCGCUAUGGCAGCCGCCUUCAUCACAUUCUCGGUGAUCUUCUUGGUACUCGAUACGCUCAGAAAGAGGGACAGUGCUCUUGCCAUCGAAGAAGGUAUGGAGCACAAACUGCCUCCUUCUCCAGAUGCUCAACAUGAGCAUGAGCAUAAGCACGGCGACGCCUGUGGUAACCGCUUUGAUGCAGCGUUUAAAGCGGAGCAAACUCAUCAGGUACUCUUGUUGGAAGCUGGUGUCAUCUUCCAUAGUAUCAUGAUUGGAGUAACCUUGGGUGCCGGAGGCGGUAAUGGGUGGACCACCCUUUUUAUUGUCAUCAUUUUCCAUCAAAUGUUCGAGGGCCUGGCACUUGGAGCUCGCAUAGCUCUUCUGGAUUGGAUGUCUAGAACCCGUGCCAUCAUCAUGGGACUUGCCUUCACCUUUAUCACCCCUAUCGGCAUUGCUAUCGGUAUCGGAGUCCGCAAGUCGUUUUCCCAGAAUGGCAAAGCUUCUCUCCUCUCUGUUGGGAUCCUCAACUCGAUCUCUGCAGGUAUACUGCUCUAUACGGCUUUCAAACUUUUGUCCACCGACUUUACAGGCGGGACGCUGAGGGAUGCAAAGGCUUCCAAGAUCAUGGUGGCACUUGUUGCUCUGACAGCCGGUCUGAUUGCUAUGAGUGUACUCGGGAAAUGGGCGUAA